CGCGCGGUUGGCGCGAAAGUCGRUUCCUAGUCUCUGCAAUUUCCGGGUUCUCCAGCUUUUGCUUGGGCCUGGGGGCGCCGCCCGGUGGCGGUGGGGGCUGUGCGCCGGGCUGGCGCCCGACCCCAGCCGCUGUCCUGCGGGCUGUGCGCCCCCCAACUCACUUCCCGAAGACCCCCAGGCUCCAUCGAGUUCAAAAAUGUCCAGAAAUGACAAAGAACCGUUUUUUGUGAAGUUUUUAAAGUCUUCAGAAAAUUCCGAAUGUUUUUUUAAAGCUCUUGAGUCUAUAAAAGAAUUCCAAUCAGAAGAAUAUCUUCAGAUUAUUACAGAAGAAGAGGCAUUGAAGAUAAAGGAGAAUGACAGAUCACUUUAUAUUUGUGACCCUUUUAGUGGUGCUGUUUUCGAUCACCUUAAAAAGCUUGGCUGCAGAAUUGUUGGUCCUCAAGUAGUCAUAUUUUGCAUGCAUCACCAACGAUGUGUCCCAAGAGCUGAACAUCCUGUUUAUAAUAUGGUAAUGUCUGAUGUAACUGUAUCUUGUACAAGCCUGGAUAAAGAAAAAAGGGAUGAAGUUCAUAAGUAUGUACAAAUGAUGGGUGGACGAGUAUACAGAGACCUUAAUAUAUCAGUAACUCACCUUAUUGCAGGAGAAGUUGGUAGCAAAAAAUAUUUAGUUGCUGCAAAUCUGAAGAAACCUAUUUUGCUUCCUUCUUGGAUAAAAACACUUUGGGAAAAGUCACAAGAGAAAAAAAUAACUAGAUAUACUGAUGUGAACAUGGAAGAUUUCAAGUGCCCUAUUUUUCUUGGUUGCAUAAUCUGUGUGACAGGCUUGUGUGGCUUAGACAGGAGGGCAGUCCAGCAACUCACCAUUAAGCAUGGAGGCCAAUACAUGGGACAGUUGAAAAUGAAUGAGUGUACACACCUCAUUGUGCAAGAACCGAAAGGUCAGAAAUAUGAAUGUGCCAAGAGAUGGAAUGUACAUUGUGUCACCACACAAUGGUUUUUUGACAGCAUUGAGAAAGGUUUUUGUCAGGACGAAUCUAUAUACAAGAUGGAACCUAGACCAGAAACAAAGAGUAUGCCUGACACUUCAACUCCCACUGGCCAAGUCCAUACAAUUGAUAGUCGUACUCUUUCAGAUGUUAGCCAUAUUUCAAACAUAAAUGGAAGUUGCAUAAAUGAAUCAAUAUGCAGUUCAGUUCUUAAUAGCAAAUUGGAGUCUUCGCUUGACAGUCUAGAAAAUCUGGAUGUCAGUGCAUUUCAAGCACCUGAAGAUUUAUUAGAUGGUUGCCGGAUAUAUCUUUGUGGUUUUAGUGGAAGAAAGCUAGAUAAACUGAGAAGACUUAUUAACAGUGGAGGUGGAGUUCGUUUUAAUCAACUUAAUGAAGAUGUAACUCAUGUUAUUGUGGGAGAUUAUGAUGAUGAAUUGAAGCAGUUUUGGAAUAAAUCAGCCCACAGGCCGCAUGUAGUGGGAGCAAAAUGGUUGCUAGAGUGUUUUAGUAAAGGUUAUAUGCUUCCUGAAGAACCAUAUAUUCAUGCUAACUACCAGCCAGUAGAAAUUCCAGUUUCAGAUCAGCCUGAAAGUAAAACAGCUCUUUCAAAAAAGAACAACAGUAGCUUUUCCAAGAAAGACUCUGCUCCUAAUGAAAAGCAUGAACAAGCUGAUGAAGAUCUGCUCUCUCAAUAUGUAAAUAAUAACUCCUCAAUAGUUGAAGCUAAAAUGACGGAAGCUGCAGAGUCUGCAGUUGGGCCCUGUAAUGGUUCUACUCAUGUUGAACCCUUUAAUGAUUCUACUCACAUUUCUCUGCAAGAAGAAAACCAGUCUUCUGUCACUCAUUGCCUCCCUGACAAUUCUACGAUUACUGAAGAAGGCUUAUUUAGCCAAAAAAGUUUCCUUGUUUUGGGUUUUAGUAGUGAAAAUGAAUGUAAUAUUGGAAAUAUCAUAAGAGAACAUGCUGGAAAGAUUAUAUCCCUUCCGAGCAGAAUUGUGGCUGAUUAUGCUGUGGUUCCUCUGCUGGGAUGUAAAGUAGAAGCAACUGUGGGAGAAGUGGUCACAAAUACAUGGCUGGUUACUUGUAUAGACUAUCAGACUUUAAUUGAUCCAAGGUCAAAUCCUCUCUUCACACCAGUCCCAGUAAUGUCAGGAGUGACUCCUUUAGAGGAUUGUGUUAUUUCAUUCAGCCAGUGUGUUGGAGCAGAAAAAGAUUCUUUGAUAUUCUUAGCAAAUCACCUUGGAGCAAGUGUUCAAGAAUUCUUUGUUCGCAAAUCCAAUGCAAAGAAAGGCAUGUUUGCCAGUACACAUCUUAUAUUAAAAGAGCCUGUUGGUUCUAAAUAUGAAGCUGCAAAGAAGUGGAAUUUGCCAGCAGUCACUAUAGCUUGGCUUUUGGAGACUGCUAGAAUGGGAAAGAGAGCAGAUGAAAGCCACUUUCUGAUUGAAAAUUCACCUGAAGAAGAACAAAGAUUGGAAACUAAAAUAACAAAUGGGGAGAAUCCAAAUCCACAUACUCCUACACAUCCUUGUACACAUGUGGAAACUCACAGAAGAACAGCCAUUACACCGCUGGAUAUGAACCGCUUUCAGAGCAAAGCUUUCCAUGCUGUGAUCUCACAACAUGCUGGGCAGCUCUCGGCCUCACCAGCAGUAGAACAGCCACUGCAGAAGGAGCCCUCAUUGCACCUGGACACACCAUCAAARUUUUUGUCCAAAGACAAACUCUUCAAGCCUUCUUUUGAUGUAAAGGAUGCACUUGCAGCCUUGGAAACUCCAGGAGGUCCCAGCCAACAGAAAAGGAAACUGAGUACACCACUCUCAGAAGUCAUUGUCAGAAACUUGAAACUCGCUUUGGCAAAUAGUUCUCGCAAUUCAGUUGCUCUUUCUGCCAGCCCUCAACUGAAGGAUGCCCAAUCAAAGAAGGAAGACACUCCAAAACCCCUUCACAAAGUUGUGGUGUAUGUUAGUAAAAAGCUCAAUAAGAAGCAGAAUGAACUAAAUGGAAUUGCUGCCUCCCUAGGAGCAGAUUACAGGUGGAGUUUUGAUGACACGGUAACUCAUUUCAUCUAUCAAGGCCGACCAAAUGACAGUAAUCGAGAGUAUAAGUCUAUAAAAGAAAGAGGAAUACACAUUGUUUCUGAGCACUGGCUUUUAGAAUGUGCCCAGGAAUAUAAGCGUCUUCCUGAAUCUCUUUAUCCAUAUACUUAUAAUCCCAAAAUGAGCCUGGAUAUCAGUACCGUGCAAGAUGGCAGACUCUGUAACAGCCGAGUGCCCUCAGCUGUCUCUGCAGCAGAGGAUGAAGAGCCAGAUCAUUUGCCUGUAGAAGAAAAUGGUACAGAAAACAUGACCACCAGUAAUAAAGAAUCAGCRCUGUCAGAUGGAAAUGAAAAGAAUGAUUCUAAAGGAGUUCUCACACAGACCUUGGAGAUGAGAGAAAAUUUCCAAAAGCAACUGCAGGAGAUCAUGUCUGCCACCUCCAUCGUGAAACCCCAGGGACAGAGAACUUCCCUUUCAAGAAGUGGCUGUAACAGUGCCUCCUCAACCCCUGACAGCACGCGCUCCGCUCGAAGUGGACGAAGUAGAGUCCUAGAGGCGCUGAGGUGUGUGCCUGUCAUUGAGGCUGUCAGUGAUCCUGGAAAUGGACGUGGGACUGAAGCCCCCAAACACCCCAACUCUGAAGAACUGGAAACUCCAACAAAAGACAGUCACCUGAUCCCUACUCCUCAAGCCCCAAGCAUCGCCUUCCCUCUAGCCAAUCCACCUGUGGCUCCACACCCUGGAGAAAAGAUUGUAACGACAGAGGAGAGUCGUGAAGAAUUAAAAAAAUACAUAUUUCAGCUGUCGUCUCUGAACCCUCAGGAACGUAUUGAUUAUUGUCAUCUCAUUGAAAAACUAGGUGGGCUGGUGAUAGAGAAGCAGUGCUUUGAUCCCAGCUGUACACACAUUGUUGUGGGGCAGCCACUUCGAAAUGAGAAGUAUUUGGCCUCCGUGGCAGCUGGGAAGUGGGUGCUUCAUCGCUCCUACCUGGAAGCAUGCAGGACUGCAGGACACUUCGUGCAGGAAGAAGACUAUGAAUGGGGAAGUAGUUCCAUACUUGAUGUUUUGACUGGCAUCAGUGUACAGCAACGGAGACUAGCACUCGCAGCAAUGAGAUGGAGGAAAAAAAUCCAGCAAAGACAAGAAUCGGGCAUCAUGGAGGGAGCAUUCAGUGGUUGGAAGGUUAUCUUACAUGUUGACCAAUCCCGAGAAGCAGGAUUUAAGCGUCUUCUUCAGUCUGGAGGAGCAAAGGUGCUACCUGGUCAUUCUGUUCCUUUAUUUAAAGAGGCCACACAUCUCUUUUCUGACUUAAAUAAACAGAAACCGGAUGACUCAGGAAUUAAUAUAGCAGAAGCUGCUGCCCAGAAUGUGUACUGCUUAAGAACAGAAUACAUUGCUGAUUAUCUUAUGCAGGAAUCUCCUCCUCCUGUGGAAAAUUACUGUCUACCAGGAGCUGUUGCAUUUCUUCAGACUAAUAAGGAGCCUGCACCACUGUCACCACAGAAGAGGAGAGCUGCUGCGGAGAAGAGCAAGGUCAAACGACCUCGAAUACACUAGUCGAGUCUGCCCCUUAGUUACCAAACAGGAAAUGUAUAUUAAUUGAAAAGCCUGAAUGUUGCUGUGAUGGAUUGUGUAGCAAUUUGAAGAUAUGUACCUACCUGAAGAAUUUUGCUUCGGAAUGUAAAGAUGAUCCCGCCUGAAGUUUUUAACAUCUGAAAUUUUAAUCACUGAAAUAUUGUUUUUUAAUGAAAAGUUCCUGAAUUAACAGCAAGAAAAUACAACUCCUCAGCUGGCUUGUUAAACCUCGUGGAUGUGUGCAAAAGGCUUUUGUUUAUCUUUCUUGUAAAUAUAUGAGGCUGUAGCUCAGUGGGAAUUUUAGCAAGGUGAUGGAUUUUGCUUCAUAAUGUCUCCCUUGAUUUGUAAAAAGAGUUAUCAAUUGGGCCUUUUCAUGUUUUCCCUGAUUUUUAUCUUAUCAUUUUACCUCUUUUUAACAGGAGCCUGAGCAUAAGGUUUAACGAGGAAACUGGGGCUUUAAACUUCUGUGUGUGUAUAUAUAUAUAUAUGUAUAUGUAUAUGUAUGUGUGUACAGAUCUCCAUGAUGUUUGCCAAGUUUGGGCACCAAAACUUGGAAAAUGUGACAAUAAAGAAUAAAAAUAGUGACUCAAAUUA
Messenger RNA from Urocitellus parryii (Arctic ground squirrel), 5191 nucleotides. NCBI's taxonomy places the organism in Eukaryota, Metazoa, Chordata, Mammalia, Rodentia, Sciuridae. The record is from RefSeq and is a predicted model, not a curated record.